GGAAUAUUCUCAGAGUAAGCUACAACUCCUAGAAGAGUCUUGGGCGCCACUCUGUCCUCCACCGCAGCAAGCUCUGUGCAAAAAACAAACAAACAAACAAAAAAACCACAACAACAACCACCAAGACAAUCUUCUACUUAGGCGGGCGCCUCACACAUUCUGGUUCUAGACUACAUUUCCCAGAAGUUCUUGCUUCUCUAACCUACUUUAGGCGCGAAUCUAGCGACAUUUUUCUAUUUCUCAGGGGACAUAUGACUCCAUGGGAUUGGCCUGGCCCUUGGAGGAAGCUUGUCUCUGGAAUGUGGGGACUGUAUCUGUAUCUCAAGAUUCUUGGCAGCAAUUCCGAGAGGGGAGAAGAGGUGUAACUUGGCCCCAGGCGGUGCAGAAAAGUCCGAGAGCGAGCAGCCAUCUUGUCCUAGCGAAUCUGGCUCCGGACUACAUUUCCCAGAGACCCUGGCGCGUACAGGGCCGACCCUUCACUCGCCUGCGGGACCCUCGGCCUCCGGGGAAGGGGAAGUGCCAGGAGAACAGCCCCAAGGAGGACUGAUCAUCUCCUGUAAUACCGAAAGCCAUGGCCCAGGGAUCAGUGGUGUUCAGUGAUGUGUCUAUAGACUUCUCUCAAGAGGAGUGGGAAUUCCUGAACCCUGCUCAGAGGGACUUGUACAGAGAUGUGAUGUUGGAAAACUAUAGCAAUCUGGUGUCAAUGGGACUUUACAUUCCCAAGCCUCAAGUUAUUUCCUUAUUGGAACAAGGGAAAGAGCCAUGGAUGAUUGGCAGAGAGCUGACAAGAGGCCUGUGCUCAGCUCUGGAAUCAAUGUGUGAAACCAAGUUAUUAUCGCUAAAGAAGGAAGUUUACGAAAUAGAAUCAUGCCAGAGGGAAAUGAUGGGACUUAGAAAACAUGGCUUUGAAUACUCCAGUUUCAGAGAUGUUUUGGAAUAUAGAAGUCACUUUGAAAAACAACUGGGAUAUCAAAAUGGGCAUUUCAGCCAAGAAAUACUCACUCAUGAGUACAUGCCCACAUUUGUUCAACAGACAUUCUUUACUUUACAUCAAAUUAACAAUGAAGAGAAACCCUAUGAAUGUAAGAAAUGUGGAAAGGUCUUUAGUCAGAAUUCACAAUUUAUUCAACAUCAGAGAAUUCAUAUUGGCGAAAAAUCUUAUGAAUGUAAAGAGUGUGGGAAAUUCUUUAGCUGUGGCUCACAUGUUACUCGACAUCAGAAAAUUCAUACAGGUGAAAAACCCUUUGAAUGUAAAGAAUGUGGAAAGGCCUUCAGCUGUAGCUCAUACCUUUCUCAGCAUCAGAGAAUUCAUACGGGUAAGAAACCCUAUGAAUGUAAGGAAUGUGGGAAGGCCUUUAGUUAUUGCUCAAAUCUUAUUGACCAUCAGAGAAUUCACACUGGUGAAAAACCCUACGAAUGUAAAGUAUGUGGAAAAGCCUUUACUAAGAGCUCGCAACUUUUUCAACAUGUAAGAAUUCAUACAGGUGAGAAACCCUAUGAAUGCAAGGAAUGUGGCAAAGCUUUCACUCAGAGCUCAAAGCUUGUACAGCAUCAGAGAAUUCAUACAGGUGAGAAACCGUAUGAGUGCAAAGAAUGUGGCAAGGCCUUUAGCAGUGGCUCAGCACUUACUAAUCAUCAGAGAAUUCACACGGGAGAGAAACCCUAUGAUUGUAAGGAAUGUGGGAAGGCUUUUACUCAGAGCUCACAACUUCGUCAACAUCAGAGAAUUCAUGCUGGUGAGAAACCUUUUGAAUGUCUUGAAUGUGGGAAGGCCUUUACUCAGAACUCACAGCUUUUUCAACAUCAAAGAAUUCAUACAGAUGAAAAACCAUAUGAAUGUAAUGAAUGUGGAAAGGCCUUUAAUAAAUGCUCAAACCUUACUCGACAUCUCAGAAUUCAUACUGGUGAAAAGCCCUUUAACUGUAAGGAAUGUGGAAAGGCAUUUAGUAGUGGCUCAGAUCUCAUUCGUCAUCAGGGAAUUCAUACUGAUGAAACAAUAGGACGAGGCGCUUGUCUGGUUUUGUGUUUGUACGCCCAGCCCUCGCAAGCUAGCAGUUUCCACGUGAGACCCGGAGCUCACCUGCUCUGGCCUCGCCACGCCCGGAUCGCGCCUUGGGGCGGGGCUUGGAGAGCUUCCCGGCCUGCGCAGGGGCUUCUGGGAGAUGUGGUCCAGCCGCCAGGCCUCCGCGCCCGCUUGCGCCCAGACCCCAUCGGCUGGGCCUUCUGGGUCGGCGGUGCGGGUGUAUCGGGCUCAUUGCGUGGAACGAAGGCUGGUGAAGGCCCUGUGGCGGCCUCUAUGCCCAAGACCUCCAGGCCUAGAGAGGAGCUAGUGACAUUCAAGGAUGUGGCUGUCGACUUUACCGAGGAGGAGUGGGAGCAUCUGGACCCUUCUCAGAGGCACCUGUACCGAGAAGUGAUGUUGGAGAACUUUGGGAAUCUCAUCUCCUUGGCAGGGCAUCUGCUGUCUGAACCAGAAAUGAUUUUCCAUUUUGAACAAGAAGAUGAUGUGUGGAUGGAAGAAACAAUACCAAGAAGCUCUUAUUCAGGAGUCAGGGAUGAGAAUGAUGGGAUCCUGUCUUGGCCAGUAUCUCCAGGAGAAAAACUCUAUAACUGUCCCCAGCAUGGCCAAGACUUCAGCCAGCUCAGAAACCUUCUAAUUCACCAGCAAACCCAUAUUGGAGAGAAGCCUUCUCCAUAUGCCAUGUGUGGAAAAGCCUUCAGUGAAAGGACAGCGGACCUUAACCUUCCUGUGCUCCUCCCAGGAGACGAGCCCUACCGAUGUAUGGAGUAUUCUGGAGUCUUCCACUCAGGAUCUGCUCUGAGAAGGCACAAGAAGGAGCACAUGGGAAAGAAACCUCACACGUGUGAAGAAUGUGGGAAGGACUUCAGCCGGAGCUCCAAUUUGUCCAUCCAUCGGCGAGUGCACACAGGUGAGAAGCCCUAUAGAUGCAGUGUGUGCGGAAAGGACUUCAGUCGCAGCUCCAACCUCUCCAUCCACCAGCGCAUCCACACAGGUGAGAAACCCUUCAGCUGCCAUGAGUGUGGAAAGGACUUCAGCCGCAGGGCAGCCCUGCAGAUCCACCAGAGUGUCCACACAGGAAGGAAGCCCCACGCUUGUGAGGUAUGUGACAGGCGCUUCACCUCACGCUCUGCGCUGGCUCGACACCAGCAGGGCCAUGCAGGAGACAAGGCCUAUCUGUGCGACACAUGCGGCCGGGGAUUCAGCCAGAGAGCCAACCUCUACCUGCACCAGCGUGUUCACACGGGAGAGAGGCCGUUCCGGUGCGAGGCCUGUGGGAAGUGCUUCAGCUGGAGCAAGGACCUGGGUAUCCACCGGAGAGUCCACACGGGUGAGCGGCCCUACAGAUGUGCGGCUUGUGGCAGGGACUUCAGGCAUCACUCAGCCCUCAAGAGGCACCAGAGGGUGCACACAGGGGAGAAACCCUACCCCUGUGCUAUAUGUGGGAAGGGCUUCAGUCAGAGAGUCCACCUGCAGAUGCAUCAGAAGGUGCACUGAUGGGAGAGGCUUCCAGGAUUGGGCUCUGCACAUGCAGGUGUCUUCCAUGGGCAGGGCCAAUGCCAGGGCAUAAGUGCUGAGGUGCACAACAUGGAUCAGGCUUAAUGAUGUAUGGCAUUUGUUAGUAUUUAUACGGAAAAGAAGGGGCUUCCCAGGUGGCUCAGUGGUAAAGAAUCUGCCUGCCAGUGCAGGAGACACAGAAGACUCGGGUUCGUUCCCUGGGUUGGGAAGAUCCCCUGGAGUAGGCAAUGGCAACCCACUCCAGUAUUCUUGCCUAGACAAUCCUAUGGACAGAGGAGCCUGGCGGGCUAUGACUCGCUAAAGUUGGACACGACUGAGUGACUGAGCAUGCUCUCAUAUAUAAAAGAGGACACAUCAACAGCACUUAGAUAGAUGGAGAAAUAUUGAAAGAACACUUCCAGCCCUCCCAGAAGAUCUCUGUGUGCUCCUUUCCACUCACUGCCCCACAAAGGCAAUCACUAUCCUGACUUCUAAAACUAUAGAUUGAUUUUGCAAGUUCUAGAAUAUCAUAUAAUUGAAAGUACACAAUAUGUAAUCUUUCAUAUAGGACUUGAUUCACUCAGUGUUUGCAUCCAUGUUGUUGCAUGUAUUUAGAAGUUCAUUUAUAUUAUUACCGAGUAGUAUUCCAUUAUAUGAAUGAACCAGAGUUUGUCUAUUCACCUGUUGAUGGACAUUUACAUUUGGACUAUUUCUAGGUUUUCCAGGUUUUGAUUGUUAUGAAUAAAGCUGCUGUGAGCAUUUGGGUACAUAUCAUUGUGUGGACAUAAACUUUAAUUCCUCCUGGGUAUAUACUUAGGAAUAGAAUUGAUGGGUAUUUUAAAACUUUUAAAAGACUGGGCUUAGAAAAUUUCAAGCAAAUACAGAAAUAGAGCAGUAACAAAUACUCAUGUCCCCAUCAUCUAGCUUCAGUAAUCAAGUCAUGAUGAAUUUUGUUUCCUCUCUUCCACCCUGAAGUAGUUUACAAGCAAAUCCUAUUCCAGGAUAUUUUGUCAUCUUUAUAUCUUCAAAAAAUAAAGACUUGUUUAAAUUUUUUUCCGAAGA
This is a messenger RNA of Bubalus bubalis (water buffalo), 4579 nucleotides long. Its product is annotated as zinc finger protein 316. The record is from RefSeq and is a predicted model, not a curated record. Gene Ontology annotation, biological process: negative regulation of transcription by RNA polymerase II. Gene Ontology annotation, molecular function: DNA-binding transcription repressor activity, RNA polymerase II-specific. The coding region runs from base 572 to 3517 and encodes 981 amino acids. NCBI's taxonomy places the organism in Eukaryota, Metazoa, Chordata, Mammalia, Artiodactyla, Bovidae. The transcript has 9 exons.